UGAUUGUAAAGGAGAUCGUCUUUUGGAGACGCCAUCUUAAAAUAAAGUGAUAUAAGUUUUGGUAGCGUAGAAUUUAAAAAAUCCAAAGUAAUCUUAAUUUUUAGUGUAGCAUUUGUGCUUAUAUAAUUUUAUUAUAAUAUUACUAAGUGAUACGGACCAAGUUGGUGGUCGGAGCGAGGGUGACCUCCUGAUGGUGUGUACAUCGCAGCAUGUCUGCACUCUCGACGCCGGGCGGCGGAGGCAAUACGGCGCAGAGCAAGCCGACGUCCGGCAAGCAAAAAUAUCAGAAGUUGGACAUCAAUAGUCUGUACUGCGCCAACAGGAACGAAAAUUCAGAACCGUCCUCAGUUAAAUCACAAUUAAGCCGCAAACAUGGAAUGCAAAGUCUUGGAAAAGUGCCUUCUGCGAGGCGUCCUCCUGCCAACCUGCCUUCUUUGAAAACUGAAACUGGUCAAGACCCAAGCGCAAACUUAAUUUCUACUGUCACUACUACUACAACAGCGGCAAUAUGUACCUCACAGACAGCAACCACAACGUCAACGAGUGGUGCCAUUGCGGGCACAGGGUCAGCAGGAUGGGUGGCGCUGCCCCCACCAUCGUCGCCACACUUCCGUACAGAGUUCCCCUCAUUGGAGGCAGCAGCUCAACCGUCACACCGUUCUUCAGAUCAUUCUGCACCCCAGUUACAACUGAGACCACAAACGGAAGGCAGUUGGACGUGCGGUGGCACGGCCGGCGUUCGGCAAGAAACUACAUCACCCGCCGCCGCGCCCGCCUCCACGCCUGCUUCACAGCAAAUACCCGCCUACCGCGCCAUUGUGCCAUCCUUCCUGAUGAAAGGUAGCAGUGGUAGUGGGCUUGGAAUAGGACCUUUGAAUACACUUCGUGAUAAUAGAAGUAAUAAUAGUGGCAGUGGGGGAGGUAAUGCAAACAAUAAUAAUUCUGGAGGCCCUAGACCAAACCCAAGGCCAUCAGCUACACCGAGAGCUGUUGAGGUUCUUACAGCACGACCCAUCCUACGCGAUGAACAAAUAUCUUCACUUGAUGAUAUAUCGCGUGAUGCUGGAUGGGCUCAACAUGACGACAUUGAUUAUGAUCAAAAACUGGAUUUCUCUGAUGGUGAAUCUUCAGCACCAACCCCUAAAACCAGUAGCAAAAAUAAUAACCGCGCCAGUAUUGACGUCGAACGUGUGGAUUCUAAAAUCCAGGAUCCGGGUGAUGAAGAUCAGCUGUGGGCGGAGCGUAGGCAGAAGCAAAGCAAUGAAGUUGCUCAAGCCGUCGCUCGGGCUCGCCAACGCAAAGAGGAGGAGCAGCGCCGUCAAAUGAGGGACCCUUCUACGCAAUCUAAAGGAAACCGUGAUAGAACUGAUAGAAAUGAUCGCGAUCGUGAGCGUGAUCGUAAUGAUCAUAGAGAGAGAGAUCACGAUAGUCGAGAAAAAGAUAGAGUGGAAAACAGGGAUCGUAUGGAGAAUAAAGAAAGGGCUGACCGGGAUAGGGAUAUAAGAGAUAAGGAUCGCUUAGACAAUAGAGACCGUGAUCGUAUGGAUAAUAGGGAACGUUUUGAUAAUAGGGAUCGCGAUAGAGAUCGACCUAUUGAUAAUAGAGACCGAAACAGAACUGAUAAUAGGGACCGUCAGGAUGCUGAUAAAGAUAGGGAAAUGCGUGAUCGUAAUGAUAAUAGAGACCGUAACGAUAAACGGGAACGUAACGAUAACAGGGACCGUAACGAUAACCGGGACCGUAACGAUCGUGACAGAUUUGAUAGAGAAAGAGACCGUAAUGAAAGGGAUAGAGAAAGAGAUAGGGCAGACAGGGACAGAAAUGAACGGGAUCGCGAUUUUCGCGAUCGUGAUAGAGACUACGGCCGUGACCGCGACCAAACCAAUCCUGCCUUUUCCAAAACGUUCCAAGCAAAUAUUCCUCCUAGGUUCUUGAAACAACAACAAAAUAGACAACAAGACGACCAAAAGUAUAGACCCAGGCGACAAGAACCCCCGGCGUAUAAUGCGCCAAGACAUGCUCCGCAUAAUGGCCGGCGUUCUUAUUCAAGGGAUUAUUCUGACCGCGAAGAUGAUGUAAGACGGGAUAAAGAGAGCUCAGGACCCCAAUGGAGAUCGGAAAUGCAAGACCAAGAUAGAACUGGUAGAGACUUCGAUCGUUCUAAUUCGAAAGAUUAUGGUGAACAAAAGGAUCGUCGAAAUGAAUCUGAUAGAAAAUCAUACGAAAGUGCGGUUGAAAGUAGUAGAACGGCAGCUGAUAAGUUAUCUGAAGUAUUUGAGAGGAAAAGUAUUGGUCUUUUUGAACCCUUUGUUAAUUCCGACUCAACUGCAUCAGUAAAAGCUCCUGAAAGAAAGACUACACCACCAUCCAAUGUUCCACAACGUGAUUCCUCUGAAAAAGACUUCGGCAAAACAUCCUGGGCAGAAGUUGCCAAGGAAGAAACUAGUAACCAGAAUACAGUAAAGCCUCCUGUAGAAAAUGUGGUUCCAAUAAAAGGCAAUGAACAGCUUUUAAAUGAACCUUCUUCUUAUAUUGAAUCUAAAGAAACUGCUUCUACUCCAAUUUCAGUAGCACAAACACCACAACAGAAUAUUGUUGCAGUAAAUAUUUCUUCUGAAAAUAAUGGCACACAGGCCCAGAUAAACAAAUACUCUAAUAACAUCCCUCACCCUCAAAAUUAUGUUCAUCCCCUUCAAUCUAAUCAAGCUUCUUCUCAUGUACAAACUCAUAAUACUUCUUCAGUCACCUCCCUUCAACCUUCAUUUACUGAUAGUCAAUCUCUUCCUAAACCAAUAAAUGUUUGUCCUCCUAAAGUUGAAGUAGUUCCUAAUUUACAACAGCAACAGCCAGUUUCAGAACAUGUAACUUCACAAAAUAAUAAGCCUGGUUUUAAUAAUAAUAUGCAAAAAAGUGAAAAGGUACUUUUGGAGACUGAAUCAGUUAUGACCAAAUCUAAUAACGAUCCUUCCAUUACCAACAUAAAAAUUAACGAUCCACGCUCUACAGAAGCUAUCCCAGCAGACUCUAUCAAUAUACCUGCUGAGGAAGUAAAGAAUGAAAGAGUUAGUAAUGAAAAUCUUACCAAAAUUCCUCCUAAAGAACCCGUGGAAAGAAAAUCAAGUGGAUCUGGAUCUGAAAAGAAAGGAAGAGGAUUUGGAACUGGUGGUUAUAAUGUGUAUAAUAGAGGUUGGGGACCUAGAGAAUCUCGGGGGCGUCGGUCACACCGCAGUUCACGAUCUAAUAAUAGAGCAAGCGAGUCUGAUGGUUCAACUGACGCGGAUCGUAAAGAGAGGCGUAGAGCACCACGGAGCCCAAGAAGACCUAAAAAACAGGAUAGACCUGAAGAUGUUGGUAAUAUUCAUCCAGAUCAAGUUCAGGUACCUCAUGCAACUGAUGCACUGGAGAACAGGGAACCCUUUGCACCCCGAGGUCAACCUUCACGUCGUGGUCGAGGUGGUUUUCAAGGUACUACAAGACCUCCUGCUCCUGCUAAACGAGUUACAGGUUAUGGGCCACCAAACACGAAAAGUCCGUUUAGUCAAGCUAACCGCGUGAAAGAAAAUGAAGAAGUAAAAGAAGGAAUCCCAGAUGAUAUGGACAAAGGUGGCAACAGGCAGCGUACAGGUUCAUCAGGAAAAGGACGUGAUCGUCGUUCCAGGGGUGGAAUGGGGCCUAACAGCGGCGAAGAUGAAAACUGGGAGACAACUUCCGAACAUUCCGAGGGUGGCGGAACUCGCCGACGUUCUGUUGGGGGAAGACAAUCUGGUCAAUCUCAAAAAGGUGGAAAUCGUAAUCAAAAUUCAGGGAAUAGACAAAAUGGUCGUAAUGCACCAGCAGCUAAAAAAGAUAACUUAUCAGACAAAGGAGUUGAUGUCACAGAGGCUAUGACUGAUUUAAAGAUUUCUGCAGCUAAGAAUGAAGAAGCAGUUGAUGAUGGAUUUCAAGAAGUGCGUAAUAAAAAGACUUCAAAAGAUGCGCGAGGUUCUUCUGCAAAUGCUAAAGACGAAAGUCAAAAUGGUACAAAACAACCUCGUUCACGCUCCAAUCAGGGAGGCGGUAGAAACGGAUCUUCAACUCGAAAUUCUAGCGAAAAAUCUAACUCUCGUGGAUCAGCUCCUGUGUCUGGUAAACCCAAUUCGCAAUAUGAAAGGCCGCGUACAGCUAAUCUGCCUCCACGUUUUGCUAAACAAAGACAAAAACAACAAAUGGGAUUAGUACCUAGUUUUAUUCCUGAUACGGGAGCAGCCCCACCUCCUCCUACAGUUAAUGCUUGGGAUAAACCAAUUUCGCAAACUCUAAGGGGAAAUGUAGAAGAGCCUUCAGAAGUGGUGGAUAAAUCCAGCCAAUCGAGUCAAAGAAGUACUCCAGGUGAUGCAAACAAUCAAAUUGACCCCAAACCUAAUUCCACUCCUGUGGUUGUACCUGAAAAGACUGGUGUACUUGAUGGAUCCACUCCUCCAGUUGAAACAAUAAUAUUCGAAAAUACUAACUACAAAACUCCGCCAGCAGAAGCAUUAAAAUCAAAAUAUCAACCAAGUGCUAAUACAGUUAAAUCGCAAGAGGAAGUUGCUAGCGAGAUGGAAUCUCGAGCACUUCAAUUUAAUGGUGAUGUAAGGACACGGCCCAGAUCUAUUCAAGAGCUAAUGGCUGAAACUGGUAGACCUGUAAGCGAGGCUGAAGGAUCCCUAGGGUUGCCAAUGUCAUUUGAUGCAACACAAAAAACAGAAGAUUCAUCUGAUAUGAAAUUAGACUUUGCGUUCGAUUCUGAUCUGGGACAAUUAACCGAAGACAAAUCAGCUAAAUCACUUGGAUUGCCACGUGGUACCCAUAUGAGUACUUCAAAUACAAUAUCUCCACUGGCUGCCGAUCUCAAUUUAAAAAUUGCCAGUGUAAAAAAAGUCUGGGAAAUGCCAGCUGUUGCUGAAGGAAGUGAAGAAUUACAGUUUGCCGGUUUUGAAGAUGCGCACAAUAAUACAGAUACAGGUGCCCCGCCAAAUGUUUGUAAAGUAAAGCCGACGCAACAGUUGCAAUCCCCACCGCCACAACACUACAAUCACGUUAGCUAUCCGGGAGGUUACGGCGGUCUGUCAGUACCUUCUCCGCCAGCUGUGUUAUUUAAUUCGUCGCAACAAAUUCUGGGUUCCUCCCAGCAACUGCCACAGCAAGGAGGGCUCUAUGGUGCCUUUUUAGAUCAAACAAGGGGACAAUUCGGUGGAUUCCCUGCAACUCCAUAUGGGGCAGGAUCAGCCACUCCAUAUAAUUACCAGCCUCCACCAGAUAUGUUCCAGAGCCUUCAAAGUCAGUACCGAAUGGCAGCAGCUGGGGGUGGCGCAGCUUUUGGUCAAUCAGGACAGUUGGGUAAUAGUCCCAGCACAGUUCUCAUCUCUAGCACAUCCAAUUCAUUGAUGUCUGCCACAGUCAAACCAUCUUCACAACAGAUUGGUGCAAUAGUUAAUGCACAAUUCGCAGGGAGCAAGGGCGGCGGCGUGAGCGGCGUAGGCGGCGUGGGCGGCGUGAAUACGUUCCAGCAGCAGUACCUGGGCUACUCGGGGCCGGUGGGCGAGGCGCCGUACUCGCUGCCCGGCCUGCUGCCGCGCCCGGCGCCGCCCGCCAACUCGUACUACUCGCCCUACCAGCCGCCCAACGCGCCGGCGCCCACCUACCCGCUGCAGUUCACGCAGCCGGCGCAGUCCAACGCGUUCAGCUCGCAGUUCCUCUCCUCGCAGCUGCACGUCGCGGCCGCCGUACAGCAGAUGCAACAACAAUACCGCGCGCCGCCGCUGCAGCAGCAGUACGCGCCGCAGCCGCGCCCGCCGCCGCAGCAGCAGCUGAAGAGCCCGCUGCACGAGCACGCGAACGGGUUCCCGCUGUGCGACUCCGCGUCGCCCACGCCGAAGGGCGCCGCCAAGCCGCAGAAGCCGCCGCACUCGCCGCCGCAGCACAAGUACCACCAGCACCCGCAGCACCAGCAACACCAGCAGCACCCGCCCCCCGCGCACACCCCCCACCAGCACCACCACCAACAACACCAACAGCAACUAGUCGGCGGCGGCAACAACGGUCGCGGCGGGUGCGGUAACGGCGCGAUGAACCGCAACAUGGGCCCGCAGCGCUACCCGGCGCCCAUCCAGCGCCCGCACGCGCCCGCCAUGCCGCUGUACCGGCCGCCCGCGCAGCCCGCCGCGCGCCCGCACCACGCGCCGCGCCACAACCUCUACUACCACCACCCGCAGCGCAGUGAGUACUCGCACCCUGCGCAGUAUUCGAACAUUCACUACGGCAGCGGCGGCGGCGAGCCGUCCCGCGACGGGGGCGACACGCCGCUGACGGCCGAGGAGGCGGUGGAGGUGCCCGCCGCCAGCGACGCGCCCGCGCCCGCCGAGGUGAAGGCGGAGUGAGCGCCGCCGCACGCGCCUCACGCCCCACGCGACCCGCGCGCCCCGCACGUAGCACGCGGCUGACGGUUCUCUCGGUAUUUUAAGUCGUAAAUUAUGGAUGUGAUGAUUAAGAUUAUUUAAGAUUCGGACGGAGACGCCUCAGGCCAGGGCUCCACACCGGAGCGCGCCCCGGCCGGCUCCGGUGGCCGCGACGCGAGGCGCUCCUUGUUUGUAUGUAAAUAUCGGACGGACAUCCGGCUGUCUAAUUUGACUGUUAUAUUUUAAGUAUAUGUAAAACGCGAAGGUCGGCAGCUUCGCUGCGAACGGCCGGAGCGCUGCGAGGACUCUGCGUCCGCUUAACGAUGCUGCCUCGAGACCUCUCACUAGUGAAUAUGUAGCCACGGUUUUGCAUAACGAAUGACGAUGCAAUAUAAAUAAAUAAUGUAAUUUGGAGCGGAACGACCGAGUUGCGCUCGGUGUCAUCUGACCGGUGCGCGUUAGCGCUCCAUGUAUCAUAAUCAAUUAUUAUAUGCGAAUAAAAUUAUUAUGACCGA
Molecule: messenger RNA, 6931 nt
Organism: Colias croceus (clouded yellow)
Lineage: Eukaryota; Metazoa; Arthropoda; Insecta; Lepidoptera; Pieridae
Gene: nocte
Product: protein PRRC2B-like
Exons: 14
Coding region: 210-6398 (2062 amino acids)
Biological process (GO): cell differentiation
Source: RefSeq, a predicted model, not a curated record